Molecule: messenger RNA, 1462 nt
Organism: Penaeus chinensis
Lineage: Eukaryota; Metazoa; Arthropoda; Malacostraca; Decapoda; Penaeidae
Product: chemerin-like receptor 2
Exons: 2
Coding region: 106-1050 (314 amino acids)
Biological process (GO): neuropeptide signaling pathway
Cellular component (GO): neuron projection; membrane
Molecular function (GO): neuropeptide binding; G protein-coupled receptor activity
Source: RefSeq, a predicted model, not a curated record
GGUCUCACUCAGUCACCGGCCGCUAGAGGGGGAACAUCGCCGCCCACUCGCGCCACGUAGACUGCCGCGUGACACCCCGAGAGCCUCCCCCGCGCACAGACAGACAUGGCCGACCUCGACGAGAGCCUGGCGGAGGAGGAGCUGGAGCUGGCCCACAAGGUGGAGUUGCCGCCGAUCGCCGCCACCCUCAAGGUCGAGCUGGGCCUCAUGAUCCUGUCGGCCAUCGCGGGCGUCUGCGCGAACCUCGUCGCCAUCUGGGUGGCUGCGUCGGCGCGAAAGAGCAACGUCAUCAACCUGUACGUGAUGCAGAGAGCCGUGUCCGACCUCAUCUACCUCCUGACGGUGCCGGUGCUGGCGGCGCGGAUCCUCAUGCGGACUUGGGCGUUCGGCAGCGCCAUCUGCAAGCUCACGGUGUCGAGCGCCCACAUGUGUAUCUUCGCGAGCUCAGCCUUCCUGGUGGCCAUAAGCGUGGAAUGCUACAGGCACUACGCCCACAACGCGCCCAUGACCCGCACGAGGUGGUUCUAUGUGGCCACGACCCUCAUCUGGAUCGGCGUCGUGUCCCUCAGCGCCUCGCUCAUCUCGUACAUCGAUGUCGUGGAGGGCUACAGCGGCAUGUUCUUCUGCACCGUCACCGACUUCAACCUCAAGUUCCUCACGUUCAUCGACAGUCUGGUGAUCGUGAUGGUGAUGGUACCGAUGUUGAUCAACUGGGGCUGCAUCAUACGCAUGGUCGCCUCGCGGAGGGCGUGGAAGCGCAUGGGCCUUAGCGAGAAGGCGCUCGCCAACAAGCGCUUCCUGGUGGCGCUGAGCGCGGCGUACACGCUCAUUCUCACUCCCUUCUGCGUGACGCGGCUGCUAGGCAUGGCCUCCUCCUUCAGCCUCACCCUGCUAAGGGCGCUUCAGUUGACCAGCCCUCUCACAUAUAUCAACGCCACCGUCAGCCCCGUCAUAUACCUGCUCCUGAGAAGGCGACUGACAGCGCCGGGCGAGGGGGAGAGGCAGUCCCAGGAGGCCAUCACAUGCGUCGAAAUUUCCUCCGACGCGUGAGGAAGCUCAUCUCGCACCGAGGAAGGAAUUCGGUUCCGGGAAAAGACAGGGUUCUCGGGGCCAGCAGCGUGUGGCUCGGCUGUGUGUGUCACAAGCGAUGUGUUUAUUUUGUGCCUUUUCCAGCCGCGCAACCUGAGAAGGCAUUGCUAAAUUGCAAGCUGAGAGAGAGAGAGGCCAGUCCACACGAACAUCCAAGGAAACAAAAGUCAAUAUUCCUAGUAAUCCUGAAAGUUUUUUUUUAUUCCUUUUCAGCAAGUGGUUCAUCUUUUCACGAAUGUUUUGGGCAAGUUACAAUGGUUAUAAUUGUUAUACAUUAAUGAAGGGCAAGGUUGGGGAAAUAUAGUACAUGUACAUAAAAUCAGUCAUUUAUAAGUAUUAACAACUAAUUAUGGAAUAAACGAUGUUAUAUAAA